CACAUAACGAACUUCAAGGUCAUUCACCGUUGUGAAGCCCCCGAAUGAGUAAUGUACUUACUCGUGGUCGCCUUUCACACUCGUUCUCCAACUCUGAUCAGGAUGCUUUCGAAAAUGCAAUAAUCCGAGUGGGCACAGAUUUCCAAGCUGACCUUCCGCUUUUCCAAGGCGAACCACCUCCAAGCCUUUUAAACCAACCAGAUCGUGGAGUUGCUUUAUGGCGUCCAAUACCUGAAAGUUUUCAUGAUCAAUUGGAGGAAUUUUUGAAUACAGCUACUGAAAAAUAUGGUUAUUCAGAAGAACAAGCACUUGCUUUACUUACAUGGCAUAAAACUGAUUUUGAUUGCGCUUUAACAGAUUUAUGCAAUUUUAGUCCAAUCAAAUAUGAAUGGACAAUAUCUGAACGACGAAUAUUUUUUAUAUCUGUAGACUAUUAUAAUAAACAAUUUCAUCAAAUUAAAAAACUUUUUCCUAAUCGUACUGUCAAUGAAUUAAUUCUAUUCUAUUAUCUUAAUAAACGUAAUCAACAAACACUACAUGAAAUGGGUUUAUAUGGGGCGAAAUGGUCUAGUUUAUGUAAACAUGGUUAUUUAACUCCAGGUAUUCUACCGCUACCGGAUAAUGCCCCCGUAAAGACAUCGACCAAUAAUCAUCAAAAAUAUGACAUCGAUUUAAAUACAAAUGACCCAGUUGAUGCAGAAAUUAAACGUUAUUUCGACAUGUUGCAUGGUUUUCUCCUAUUACCAGAAUUUGAAGAAUCUAAUCCAGAUAAUGAACCUGGCAGCGGCGGCGUAAGUGGUGCUGGUGCUGGUGGUGCUACAUCAAGUAUGCAUUCAGAUUCUGAACUAGAAGUACGUACACCAUCUUCGACUACAGCAACUGCAAUCAUCAACAAUGAAGGUAGUGAACAAUUAGUAGACGAUGAGCAAAAUAAUAAAUUAAGAAAAGAUACCAAUGGACCUGGUCGUAAACGUCGUAAACAAUGUGGUGUUAGUGGUAAAAGUCGAUCGAAUAUUACAGGAUUUAUAUUAUCUCAAUCAUCAUUAAAUUUAUUACCGGAUGAUUUUAAUCCAACAAAUCGUUUAUCUGUACGUAAACAUGCACGUUUUGAAGAAGAGAUUGCAGCUGCAGCGUCUGCUGCUAUAGCCUCAAAUAAUAAUAAUAAUAAUCAGUUACGUGAAGAGAACAACAAAAACAACAACAACAACGAGUUAAUUGAAAUACCGACUAGCAUAAAUCCUGGUGUACGUAGUUCUAGAAGAGGAAUAUUAUGUGCUACUACACCUCAUACAUUAAGACCAACAUUACCAUCUGGAGUGUAUCAUUCACAUAAACAAUUUCUUCGAGUAUGUCAUUACACAGCUGAUCAAUAUAAUCAAGAAAUCGAUGACUUAAAGCAUACAUUACAGGCAUUAUGUAAACAGGUCGAUGAAAGCAAUCAACUUGCUCAACGUGAAACUCAACUCUUGACUGGUAUCUCAUCGUUACAACCUCCUUCAUUGCCUAUUGAUCCUUAUUGGAGUCCAGUAGAUAUACAAGUGGCUUGUCAUGCUAUCGGUAAAUUAGGACGUGAUUAUGAAGGUAUAGCUGAAUGUUUAUUAAAUAAAACACCAAGUAUGGUAGCUACAUUAAUCGAAAUGCAUGGGCAACAAUUGAAUUUAAAUCAAUUAGCAUCGAUGUCUCCAAUUAUCAUGCUUUGACACUAUUCUCUCUCUCUCUGUCUCUCGACAUAUUAUAUAUAUAUAAAUCUAUGUAAAUAAUAUCUUUCUAUGCAUAGAACUAAUUAUUUAAUUUUUGUAAAUUUCUAUCAUAUUCCGUUGUCGUCCAUGUUAUAUUGUUCAUUUCAGAUUUUGCAUUCUUCUUGUAUAUGUGCGUGUUUUUUUUCUUCAAUCAUGCAAUUGUUAUGGUUAUGUAAUUCAGUGAUUCUUAUUCAUUUAAUGAUUAUACAUUUUGUGAAUAAAUUCUCCACUAUGAAUAUGAAUCCUCUUAGUGUUUUUUUUUUUUUAAAAAAAAUGAUAUUUCAUAUUCUACAAAAGCUGCUUCAUCGUUCUAUUAUUGUUAUUGGUUUUGAAUAAAAUCACACUCAUACACAUAUUUAUAUACACGUGCAUAUCAUUC
This is a messenger RNA of Schistosoma turkestanicum, 2118 nucleotides long. The record is from the annotation of a GenBank genome assembly. NCBI's taxonomy places the organism in Eukaryota, Metazoa, Platyhelminthes, Trematoda, Strigeidida, Schistosomatidae.